Molecule: messenger RNA, 465 nt
Organism: Phaethon lepturus (White-tailed tropicbird)
Lineage: Eukaryota; Metazoa; Chordata; Aves; Phaethontiformes; Phaethontidae
Product: ras-related protein Rab-26
Exons: 7
Biological process (GO): regulation of exocytosis; protein secretion
Molecular function (GO): GTP binding; GTPase activity
Source: RefSeq, a predicted model, not a curated record
AAUAAGGUGUUGACAGUGGAUGGGGUGAAGGUGAAGCUGCAGAUCUGGGACACGGCCGGGCAGGAGCGCUUCCGCAGUGUCACCCACGCCUAUUACCGGGACGCCCAUGCCCUGCUCCUGCUCUACGAUGUCACCAACAAAGCAUCGUUCGACAACAUCCAGGCGUGGCUGACAGAGAUUCAUGAAUACGCGCAGCAGGAUGUGGUCCUCAUGUUACUGGGAAACAAGGUGGAUUCAGCCCAGGACAGAGUGGUGAAAAGGGAAGAUGGAGAAAAAUUAGCCAAGGAAUACGGCGUGCCCUUCAUGGAGACCAGCGCAAAAAGUGGCCUCAAUGUUGAAUUAGCGUUCACAGCCAUUGCAAAGGAACUGAAGCACAGGUCCAUGAAGCUGCCCAACGAGCCCAAAUUCAAGCUCCACGACUACGUGAAGAAGGAAGUGAGAGGCUCAGGCUGCUGCAGGUCCUAA